AUGGAGAGCGCGUGGAGGAAGGCCAAGCGGGCGCUGGCCCUCCGUCUCUGCGUGCUCGCCCCCGCCGAGGGCGACGGCGGCGAUGGGAGGCCGGCGGCGUCGGGCGCCGGCGGGUGUCGGGGCGAGGCGGCCGUGACGGUGGGGUCGGCGCCCGAGGAGCCGGCGGCUGGCGGCGGCGGCGCGUUGCGGAGGUCCAAGUCCGGGAGCAGGUCCUCCUCCAAGAGGAAAUGUGCAAUAUGCUUUGACUCUAUGAGAUCAGGCCAUGGUCAAGCCUUGUUCACUGCAGAAUGCUCUCAUAAGUUCCAUUUUCACUGCAUUUCAUCCAAUGUGAAACAUGGGAAUCAUGUCUGCCCAGUCUGCCGGGCAAAGUGGAAAGAGAUACCCUUGAAUCGCUCACUCUCUUCCAACAUUCCUGAUGGAAGACGUGGAAUUAAUGGAGUCCAAUUGCCACAACAAGAUGCCUAUGUGGCUCUUCUCCAUCAAGUUCCAAACCGUCAGCAAGGAGUUCGUCGCUUACAUACUUCUGAGCCAACAGACUUCAAUGACGAUGAACCUUUACAGCAGACAGAAGCUACUGACAGUCUUAAUUCUCGGUCUAAGAAGACUGCAGAAAUCAGUACAUAUCCAGAAUUCUCAUCCAUUCCACAGUCAUCAUCUCAAGCUGGAUUUUCUGUCCUGAUCCACCUGAAAGCUCCCAGUGCUAGCUCAGACCAGGUCACAGGCAGAUUGGUCAAUGAAAGCUCAGUUAGAUCCCCAAGCGGACGUGCUCCUGUUGAUCUUGUCACAGUGAUUGAUAUUAGUGGCAGUAUGGCAGGCACCAAGCUGGCACUGCUAAAGCGGGCAAUGGGCUUUGUGAUUCAACACCUUGGUCCAUCUGAUCGCCUUUCUGUAAUUGCUUUCUCAUCUUCUGCCCGAAGGCUGUUCCACCUUCAGCGCAUGUCGCAUUAUGGCAGGCAGCAGGCUUUGCAGGCUAUUAACUCGCUUGGUGCUGGUGGUGGCACAAACAUUGCUGAAGCACUUAAGAAAGCUACAAAGGUGAUUGAGGAUCGCAGCUAUAAAAAUUCAGUGUGCAGCAUCAUUCUUCUGUCUGACGGGCAAGAUACAUACAACCUUAGCUCAAAUGUUCGAGGGGGCCCGAAAGAUUAUAGCACACUUGUCCCACAGUCUAUUCUGGAUGAUACACGGCGUAUGCUGCCUAUUCAUGCUUUUGGAUUUGGAGCAGACCAUGAUUCAGACUCCCUGCAUUCAAUUGCUGAAGCUUCUGGUGGCACAUUUUCCUUUAUCGAAGAUGAAGGCGUGAUGCAGGAUGCGUUUGCUCAAUGCAUUGGUGGGCUUCUUAGUGUUGUCGUACAGGAGAUGCGACUCAACAUGGAAUGUGUUCAUCCUGGUGUUCAACUCUGUUCCAUCAAAUCUGGUAGCUACCCAAGCAUGAUGGCAAGGGAUGGGCGGAGCUGUUCAGUUGAUAUUGGUCAUCUGUAUGCUGAUGAGGAGAGGGACAUUUUGCUGUCGGCGAACAUCCCACAGUGUCGCGAACAGACCUCACUGUUAAAGGUUGCUUGUUCUUACAGGGAUCUAACUAAUGAGACCAUCAAGCUUCAAGUAGAUGAGGUGAAGAUCAACAGGCCGACAUCCGCCAUAUCUGAACAUGUAUCCAUUGAGGUUGACCGUGAGAGGAACCGCAUACAGGCCGCUGAUUCUAUCGAAUCUGCGAGGGCUGCUGCUGAGAGGGGUGCUCUUGCCGAGGCUGUGACAAUUCUGGAGGACUGCAGGAGGAGACUAUCAGAGUCUUUUGCAAGCAGGAGCGGGGACCGUCUUUCCUUGGCCCUUGACGCAGAGCUGAGGGAGAUGCAGGAGAGGAUGGCGAGUCGCCAGCUCUAUGAAGCUUCAGGGAGGGCAUACAUGCUAUCUGGACUGAGCUCGCACUCCUGGCAGCGAGCGACGACACGCGGGGACUCGACAGAGAGCAGCACCAUUGUUCACUCCUAUCAGACGCCAUCCAUGGUUCAGAUGUUACAGCAUUCCCAGAGCCACAUCCCUUCGCCGCCGGGCCAGCAGCCACAAGCCCGGCCACCCAGGCCGUCGGCGAGGUAG
Molecule: messenger RNA, 2091 nt
Organism: Triticum turgidum subsp. durum (durum wheat)
Lineage: Eukaryota; Viridiplantae; Streptophyta; Magnoliopsida; Poales; Poaceae
Source: the annotation of a GenBank genome assembly